UCCGACCUGGUUGGGGAAGGAAGUAAGGUUGCUUUCUAUCACAGCCAAAGGAAAACUGAGCCAUGCGACAAGUUUGUUCUUGGAAGUGAGGAGGACAUGUAUCGUGACGCGGAUGAAAUAGAAAAGGAGAAAGAAUUACUUACACAUGAAAGAGGGUUAUCAGCAGAAGCCAGAUUAAGUGUAGCUCCUGAAAUGGAUAUCAUGGACUACUGCAAAAAAGAAUGGAGGGGAAAUACACAAAAAGCCACAUGUAUGAAAAAGGGCUACGAGGAGGUGUCUCAGAAGUUCACCUCCAUCAGGCGCGUCCGUGGAGAUAAUUACUGCGCACUGAGGGCCACGCUGUUCCAGGCGAUGAGCCAGCCGGCGGCACUGCCCUCCUGGCUGCAGGACCCUGAGCUCACGCUGUUACCAGAAAAACUCAUAAGCAAAUACAACUGGAUCAAGCAGUGGAAACUUGGACUGAAAUUUGAGGGGAAGAACGAGGACCUGGUUGAUAAAAUUAAGGAGUCCCUCACGUUGCUGAGGAAGAAGUGGGCAGGCUUGGCGGAACUAAGGACUGCCGAAGCAAGGCAGAUAGCUUGUGAUGAACUGUUCACAAAUGAGGAAGAGGAGUAUAGCCUCUAUGAAGCUGUAAAAUUUCUAAUGCUAAACAGAGCCAUUGAACUAUAUGAUGAUAAAGAGAAGGGAAGAGAAGUACCAUUUUUCUCUGUGCUUCUGUUUGCUCGGGACACAUCAAAUGAUCCUGGACAGCUGCUAAGGAACCAUCUAAACCAGGUGGGACACACCGGUGGCCUUGAACAGGUUGAAAUGUUCCUUCUUGCCUACGCUGUGCGCCACACCAUUCAGGUGUACCGGCUGUCCAAAUACAGCACUGAAGAAUUCAUCACGGUCUACCCCACUGAUCCGCCCCUGGACUGGCCGGUGGUGACCCUGAUCGCCGAAGAUGAUCGGCACUACAACAUCCCCGUCAGAGUGUGCGAGGAGACGAGUCUGUGAGGGACGUGCACCUGGACAGCCUGGCGACACGGCCGAGCUGCACGGGCGACUCCUUGGCUCGGGCCUUGGGCCUCAGGGGCUCUUAGAAUGACCUGUGGGAACUCUUGGGCCCUGUGAGCCAGGCUGGACUGGGUUGUUCUGUAGACAACUUUUGAUAAUAAGAAUUAACCAAGUGUUUUCCCUCAACUUUGAUGCAAUAUGUUUCCGGGGGGCCUUCAGAGCACUUCUUUUGGAAGGUACAAACUACAUCUUCUCCAUAAAACAAAUCUUUUGUAUCAGAGAAGACUCAUUUUGGAGAGGAAUGUGUUCUUUGUGUCUCAGAAUCAAACUCUCUUUAAUUGUAAACUGGCUCUCCAUUUUUUCUAAGAUAGUAAUGUUUUGUUUUGGUGGUAAUGGGUCUCUGUAGUGCCCUUCUAUGCAAUUCAGCUGACAUGGCGUAACUCUGGGCUGGAGUCUGUUAGUGGCACAGUCAUAACGUCCUCUGAUAGUCUUGUCGAGCAGUGGUUUGGAUUUACAUAUUAAUUAAAGCUAUUCUAAGCAGAUUGUCUCACAGAAGAUUAAAAACUGGGUCCAAAAAGGAGUUAUGUAAAGGCUGGAGAAGGAGCUGCAGAAGGGAUGUGACGGCACCUGGAACUCCUGAUCUGAGAAUGUGACAGGUGCCUGAGGUCACGGCCACACCUGGUCAGGUGCCUCAUGCAGGUACGGUGCUGUCAGCUGGGUGAGCGCUGCUUGUGAUGAGCUCUGGCGUCAGACUGUCGAUGAUGCUCCGUUUCAUAGAUGCGCCAUUUUAUAGUCAGAACAGCGCAGAGAUCAUCUGCUCUUGAGAGGAGGAAGCCAGGGCCCGAUGACUUCAGGCACUCAGCGCUGAGUUCAGGGGUGGGGGUGAGCUGGAUCUGUGUCUUCUGUGCUCUUCCCACGGGGUGUUUUUGAGGAUGCUUCCAGUGCCAAAUUCGCGUUCCUGCCGGGGGGUGGGUAAUAGCAAAGUGUCUAAGAUUUUUCAUGAGUAAGAUGAAUCAGAAGCAAGCCCCAAAACUAAGUACGGAAGUGGGGCCGAGCUGCAUCGGCUGUGAGCCUGUGGUUUGGUUCGGGAAGCCUGAGGGAGGAGGGAGUGUUCCUGGUGGUGAGGCCUGGUUGCACGCUGCUAGGGCUGGAGUCACCCACAGGGGCCGUGGGCUGUGUCCGUGGUUCCCAGGGACCAGGCACAUCACUCCGUGCUGUCUGGGCAGCCCCUGCCUGGGCUCAGCGUCUGUGAAGGUAGUGUCACCCUGAGGUUCCAAGCUUUAUUUUAUAAUAAUUAAAAUCUUCACUUGGUUCCAUUUAAUAUAGUUACUAAGCUAUCACAUGGUUUUGGGGAGUGGCAAACCUUUUUUGAAAAUGUAAGUUUUGCCUUAUACUUAAAAAUUAGAACUCUUUUGAGAAAACUCAGAGGACACACAAAACUAUGCAGACUAUUGCAUGAGUAGUUUCCCAUUACCUCAUCAGUAAUAUUCACCACAGUUGGGGAGGUGUUUAUUGUUUAGAGUGUUUGAAUCGGGUUCUGCUCCGAAUGUGCGUGAAUGCGUUAGAGAGGCUUUGUGUUUUUCACUGUGAAAUGUAAUGGUGCCUCGAAUAGGGAGGUACCUAGAAGCCAAAUUAAAGUAAUAAUAAUGACUUCUUAUUGGCUUUGAUGCUUCAUUUUCGUAUUUGUAAUUGUACAAUAGGAAAUGCUUACUGUUCAUUCUCGAACAUUUUUAAAAGCACACUUAAAAUGUUUUGGCGCAAGGCAGUGGGGGUCUCUGUCCUCCGGGGGUGCACCGAGUCUGACUGUUGGUCCAUACCUACUCUUCAGUUUAGUAAUACUCAAGACCAUCUGUCUUUGCAUCAUGAAAAUGUUCUAAUCUUCGUGAACUGGAACUGGACUUUUGGGCAACUUAAUUGUUUACAUGCAUACUUUUUUCUUGUUCCUGUGUGAUACUGGUAGAGUGUGUGGAAACUGUGGUCCUCACCACCACAAUGAUGCAAGUUUGAAGGCACACGUUAAAGUGGCUUUCUGACCCAAGGCCUUAUUGGACUUCGCUCUCAGCCUGUCAUGCUGGCUUAGUGGGAUCACAGCAUCAGAGAGGCAAAGCUUUCAAAGAAACACUACUUCGGGGAAUAUAAAUGAUUGGCUGACUUUAAAAAAUAACAUUUCUUCAUUGUAACAUGCAACUUCAGUUGCCCAGAAUCUUAAUUCCAUACAUCAUUCCUGGUCACAGGCUGGCCGGACCCGGAGAUACCAAUUGCACUGAGACCAAAAUGGAUGCAGGAUAGUCUAUUUAGAGAGGUCUCUAAAAUGAUACUUGUCCUAGGAAAAGAGAAAGCAGUGGUAACUACACUGGGCUUGCUUUCAUUCCCAGAGCUGAUUGCAAGAGGUCCGAGAUUUGGACCCUGUGGUCUGGGCAGAAAGAUGAUCUCCAGCUUAGGCAGGCGUGACUUACAGUUUUGGGCUUACUUAAAGUGCGUUUAAACCUGAAAGACUUUCCCUAUAGCAAGUUCUCUGGAAUUGAUCUUGCUUCUUCAGGAUCUCUUCUGGCUCCUCGCCUCGCCUGCUUAGCUCCUUCUGCAUACACAGCACGCACUGAUUCCACUCCUACAUGCAGAACAGCGAUGACCACAGUGGAGGAUGAGAGGCCCAGGUGUGGGUUCGCACUUGGGAUCCAGACGGCGGUGGGGUUUGAUCUGAAGUGUUUGCGGUUCCUCUUCCUUUGAGUACAGCACGUCCGAAAAUGUUUCAGACACACCGAACAGGACUGACCCUGCUCUCCUUGUGGAGCUAUUGACGCAUGUAUUUUAUGUUGGGUAUUGAGUUCAGUAAGGUCUGAUGCAAGUUUUCAGGCAUUGCCUUGGUAUCUUUUCAUUUUUCGGUUCCUUCCAGGUGUCGAGCUUAGCAGGUAAAAAUCUCAGGCCAUAGGAGUCUUAACACCUCUGUCAGAAGAAACAUCUUUUGUGGGGUUAUAUGUGCUUUUUUUUUUUUUUUCUUUUUCUGUAAGAGGCUGUGUUUUCCCUCCUGCCCUACCCCUCCCACCAAGGUGCUGUCCCACCUCCUUCCGAGGUCUGCUUCCCGAAGGCCCGGGGAGCAGCUGUUACGCGCUCGCUCUCCUGCCUUUACUGCUCUGGCCUCUUGCUGUUGCUGCAGAUGCAUCGGACUCCAGUAGACUUCUGGCUGUCUCCUCUUUCUGAUGUUAAAAUAACGUUUGAUUAUUUCAUUUUCUCUCUUUAUUAAGCAGUACUUUGCAGGUAACCCCCUUGAAAGCCCAGUAGUAUUUUCCGAAGUCUAACCCUCCAGGGAAUCCUGUUUGUAGGCAUACAUAGAAAUAAAUGUCUUUUUAAAAAAAAGCCCGCGACUACUUAACACACAAUGAAAAGGAGGUCCUCAGUGUGUGUGAAGUGCAUCUGAAGAAUGUGUGAAAGGCAUAGAAUCCCCAGAUCCUUCAGCAGAAGACAGGGCACAGUGUCAAGUAACUUACAAAAAUGGCCCAAGGAACUGUAAGAAGUGAAUUGAAAAAGGAACUGAUUUUAGAGUAAAAAUGUCACUUAAAACAACAGGGGCGCCUGGGUGGCUCAGUUGUUAAAUGCUCGACUCUCGAUCGAGGCUCAGGUCAUUGCCCACGUUGGGGUCCGUGCUAGGUGUGAACCCUACUUCAAAACAAAACCGAAAGACAAAACAACAAAUGCCUGACAGACCUCCCGGCCUGUGUUACAUGUGGAUGAAAAUCUGAAUGAGUAGGACUUCUGUGUAUGGAUUCUGCUGAUCACUUUUCCUAAAACGUAUGAAGUUCCCUGUUUCAUGGAAGUGUAAUUUGUAGUGCUUAACUCUUCUGGAAAGCCUUGGUGAUCUCUUCUGAGAAGGUAGAGAGACUAGGGAGCCAGUUCUGAGUUGUGCAAAUAGACCAGGGCAGCUGAUGAUUAAAGCCUUUGUCGCUGAGUUGAUAACUUGGGGCCUGGAAGAGCACAGCACUAAGCUGGUCAGGCUGUCUGCGGGCUUGGGGGCAGUAGGGUCCGUUGGGCGCAGCUCUGAGCGGAGGGGCUGGUGCGUGCCAGCUGGUCGGCGCCCAGGUCCCACAGGGCCCAGCAGCCCUGCGGAGGGCCUGAGGGCAGUUGUCUCACUAGUCUUGUUCCCAUGGUGAACUGAAAUGGUUACUGGGAAUGGUGGAAUGGGUUAGUUCGGUCUGGAACUCUAGAUGUGGUAAUUGCAUUGAAAUACCUUAUCAGCAAAUCAUUCUAUCCCAUAAUGCCUCUGUUCCCAGGCGUUAUGGCCCCCCGUGUAUUUAAAUAUUUUGAAUGCUCAGGACUAGCCAGGGCUUUUCAUGGAGGAGAACCUUGGCUGGAGUCUUGUUUCGGUCACCUCGCUUGGGUCAGGAAUGAAAUCGUCAGAGUGUGGCUAAUGCAAGGAAAGGAUAUGGGGCUCCAAAUAUCUGGUCUUAGCGGUCACUCUCCUAGUAACCAGGGGUAGUUGAGCUUCCUUACGAACUUCAAAAUCAAUUUUUUUGUACUUAGAUUUUAAGAGCUUUUCUAUAAUGAGAAACGCCUUGAUCUGUACACCCAUAAAUGGUGCUAACAUAUGUUACAGGAGCCACCGUAGUGCACGGGGCGGUCGAUCACUUCUGAGUAUUUCCAUGUGGGCACAAAGCCAAAAUGAAUGUAUUUAAUGAGCUCCCUCCUCAUUUCCGUUGUUUUUAUGAGAAUGUUGUGGUAUUGUUACCUGCAAUUGAGCAGCUUCUGACUUUCUGUAUUGUGAAUUUGGAGGAGGAUAACUACCGACCUCUGCCUUCGGCAAUGCGUCUUCCUUCCCCAGGCUGGGCUGUUGGGGGGAGGGGAGCUUGGCCCGGAGCUCCCUGCGUGAGCCUGGGCCUGCUCACCUGGGCCUGCUCAGCAAAGUCUCCUCUGUUUACACUGUAAAAUGUCAGCAUCUGUCACAAACCUGUGCUCUAAGAAACGUGCUCCUGAGGCUCCAGUCCGGGUAGGGCGUGCUCCCCACCUGCAGCUGUGGUGGGGUGCCUGGCUCGGGGGGCAGGGACUUGUUGACACAGGUCUUCACUGCUGGAGGCUGAGCUGACUCAGGGCUUCACUGUUGAUCCCCUUUAGCAAACCUGGCCACUGAGGAUUGUACAAUUAACCAAAAAUAAACGUAGAAAAUAAAAGAUCAGAAGCC
Messenger RNA from Ailuropoda melanoleuca (giant panda), 6166 nucleotides. It is a transcript of the gene OTULIN, whose product is annotated as OTU deubiquitinase with linear linkage specificity. Gene Ontology annotation, molecular function: cysteine-type deubiquitinase activity. Lineage: Eukaryota; Metazoa; Chordata; Mammalia; Carnivora; Ursidae. Bases 97 to 996 code for a protein of 299 amino acids. Gene Ontology annotation, cellular component: cytoplasm. Gene Ontology annotation, biological process: innate immune response; protein linear deubiquitination; negative regulation of inflammatory response. The record is from RefSeq and is a predicted model, not a curated record. The transcript has 7 exons.